Molecule: messenger RNA, 1002 nt
Organism: Podospora pseudopauciseta
Lineage: Eukaryota; Fungi; Ascomycota; Sordariomycetes; Sordariales; Podosporaceae
Exons: 3
Coding region: 1-1002 (333 amino acids)
Cellular component (GO): cytoplasm
Molecular function (GO): 2-oxoglutarate-dependent dioxygenase activity
Source: RefSeq, a predicted model, not a curated record
AUGGCCCACCUUGCUGCACGCGCCAAUGUUUCCCCGGACUCGGGAUUUCCAGUCACCCUCCACCCACACUUCAACCCCAAGAUCAAAGAUCAUGUCCCUCCAGAGCCACCACACAAAGAGCGAACCCCAGCGCCCGACAGAGGUCUCUUUGCCAACCCCGACAAGAAAUCGUUGCUCUCGAUCCCCGGUAUCAAAGUGGUUCCCUUGACCGAAUCGAUUGGAACCGUCCUGGAGAAUGUUCAGCUCUCCGCCUUGACACCACAACAGCUCGAUGAGCUUGCUCUGCUGGUCAACGAACGCGGUGUGGUCUUCUUCCGCUCUCAAGAUCUGACCACUGAAGGUCAGGUUAAACUCUUUGAACACUAUGGAGAGCUCGACCGUCACCCGUCUCAGAAAGACACGCGCCAUCAUGUCAUCAGAGGCAGCACCAUAGAUCACAGGGAGAUAUUGGCCUACACCCCUUGGCCAAGCGGCGAUUUCCAUGCCGACACCUCUUUCGAGAUCAACCCGCCAUCUUACUCGAUGCUCAGAAUGGAAGAGCACCCGCCUGUUGGUGGUGACACGGCGUGGGUAUCGUCUUAUGGUCUGUACGAUACUCUGUCGGAUGCCAUGAAGUAUGCUCAUUUCACUGGCCUCCGGGCACUGAACGUCAACCCUGGCUUUGUCACGGGCUUCGCCGAGUUGAAGAAAUAUGAAGGUGAUAAGAUUUUGGACUUCUUGAACUAUCACAUCCAUUCUGCGGAUGACCAUUAUGUACGAUUCAAGUGGGAGGUGGGGAGUGUUGCGUUGUGGGACAACCGAGCCGUGGUUCAUCGCGUAAUUCCCGGAUCGUACGAGACCCCUAGGAGAGGCAUUAGAACGACUGUUUUUGGAGAAAAGCCAUACUUCGAUCCGAAGAGCGAGGGAAGGUUGGAGAGACAAAAGAGGCUAAAAGCUGAGAAAGAGAACGAAGAUAAAGCCAAUGGUGUCAGUGGAACUAACGGCAAUGGGGUCAGCCACUGA